This is a messenger RNA of Miscanthus lutarioriparius, 447 nucleotides long. Lineage: Eukaryota; Viridiplantae; Streptophyta; Magnoliopsida; Poales; Poaceae. The record is from the annotation of a GenBank genome assembly.
AUGGCCAUGGAAAAGAAAAAGAAGGCAAAGUGGCAAACAACAUGGUGUACGGCCUCCAUCUCCAUGGCCUCCGAGACGAUGACGCUGGAACAAACAACAUGUAGUAGUGUUCAACCGGCAGGCGCCCGCGGCAAGGCCCGCAAGGACAAGAAGGACGGCGGCGCCGAUGGCAGCGAGGAGCCGCGCCGAGGCCUGCUCGGCUUCUUCAGGAAGCAAAGCAAGAAGGACAAGCUCGGCGACGGGUCGGUGGCCGGCAGCAAGAAGGGAGGCGGGCUGUACAAGAAGCACCAGCGCGCGUUCGAGCUGGAGGAGAUCGAGGAGGGGCUGGAGGGGUACGACGAGCUGGAGCGCUCCUCGCUCAUGUCGCAAAAGAACUUCAAGAAGCGGUUCAGCCAGCCGGCCGUGUUCAUCGCCUCCACGCUCGUCGAGGACGACGGCCUGCCGUAG